Dipodomys ordii (Ord's kangaroo rat) is the source of this 686-nucleotide messenger RNA. RefSeq names its product fatty acid binding protein 5 (psoriasis-associated) (gene Fabp5). Lineage: Eukaryota; Metazoa; Chordata; Mammalia; Rodentia; Heteromyidae. The record is from RefSeq and is a predicted model, not a curated record. Gene Ontology annotation, molecular function: fatty acid binding. Bases 75 to 482 code for a protein of 135 amino acids. The transcript is spliced from 4 exons. Gene Ontology annotation, biological process: fatty acid transport. Gene Ontology annotation, cellular component: cytosol; nucleus.
GCAGCCGCACGGCACGCUGUCCGCACCCGACCUUCUCCGCUCACCGCGCACGCCCGCCCUCCCGCGCGCCCACCAUGGCCACGCUUAAGCAAUUAGAAGGAAGAUGGCGACUGGUGGACAGCCAAGGCUUUGACGAGUACAUGAAGGAAAUAGGAGUGGGACUAGCUCUGAGAAAAAUGGGUGCAAUGGCCAAGCCAGACUGUGUCAUCACUUGCGACGGCAAUAAGGUCGACAUAAAAACUGAGAGCACUCUGAAAACAACACAAUUUUCUUGCGUCCUGGGAGAACCAUUUGAAGAAACUACAGCUGAUGGCAGGAAAACUCAGACGGUCUGUAACUUUGCCGAUGGAGCAUUGGUUCAGCAUCAGGCGUGGGAUGGGAAGGAAAGCACAAUAACAAGAAAACUGAGAGAUGGGAAGUUGGUGGUGGAAUGUGUCAUGAACCAUGUCACCUGUACUCGGGUCUAUGAGAAAGUAGAAUAAAAAUUCCAUCAUCAUUUUGGACAGGAAUUAGCUGCAAGAAUGAAAAAGCUCAGUUCAAUGAGCAAAUCUCCAUACAACUACUUUUUUUUUUCACUACUAUGUUCAGUAAUCUAUAUCACAAACAUUUUAAGUGCAAAAAUUUCAAAGUGAUGGUUUAACUGGCCUCAUCCCUUUGGUUAGCAAAUAAAUGUGUUUGUGCUAAUA